GCGAGUUCCUCCAGCAACGGAAUGAGUUCCGAAGUUUCGGUCGAAACCACCUCGGUCGCCAUGGUUGUACCUUCCUCACCGCUGCCCUUCGGGUCAAGUGUGGGGGCCGCCACCAUGACCUCCUUCUCGAUGCCGAGCUUGAUCUUCGGGUCGGCCCCACGACCCAUUCCCGGGCUCGAAACCACGGGGGAUUACCCCGUCGGCAAUUCGAACCCAUUUCUUGGGCCAACUAUGGCUCCGGCCUCGACGGUCAACUUUGGACCAAACGCGGGUUUCCCCGCACCGCAAGAUCCUCCCCAGCCCAACGAAGCCAAUGGCCCCCUCGUGGCGAUGGUGAACCAAGCCUGGUACCACAAUAAUUAUCUUGCCAUCAGCAUUAUCCUCGAGGGGUUGGCCGAGACGUUGUACCCCGUCUACGCCGGUGCAAAGCUUGCCAAGGAGCUUUGGAACCGCUUGAACAAAAAAUAUCAAGCUGAAGAUGCCGGCACAAAGAAGUUCAUCGUCGGGAAGAUGCUGGACUACAAGAUGGUCAACAGCAAAUCUGUUGUCGCCCAGGCUGAGGAGCUUACGCUAAUCUUCAACAAAUGUAAUGAAGAGAAAGUAGGCGUCAGCGAGGCCUUCCAAGUGGCAGCCAUCAUCCACAAACUUCCUCAGUCGUGGGAAGAUUUCCAAGCCGACCUCAAGCUCAAAAGAACGGAGCUAAAUCUGGAGCAACUGCUCACGCGGUUGAGGAUCCGAGAGGAAAGGCUUGCCAGAAGAGGUGGAGGGGCAAAGGCGAAUGUUGUAGAACAUCCGUCGGGCUCUUCACAUGGCGGGAAGGACAAGAAGAAAAUAGCUCCUAAGGGUGGUGUUUCUAAAUUUGCAGGGAAAUGCUACAAUUGUGGCAUUACCGGACAUCGUUCCUCUGACUGUAGGAAAAAGAAGCCGCAAAAGGGCAAGAAGAAAACCACCGAAGCCAUGUGUGUAGAGCUCGACAACUUGGAUCUCUGUGCGGUUGUCACCGAGAACCAGAAGCGUGUUCCACGACCAUAAUAGGCACACCCAUGAGAACGGAAUGAUGGUUGGUUGAAACUUGUGUAUUGUAUAUCGUCGUUUACAUAAACGGCAGUACAAUUC
Messenger RNA from Cuscuta campestris, 1116 nucleotides. NCBI's taxonomy places the organism in Eukaryota, Viridiplantae, Streptophyta, Magnoliopsida, Solanales, Convolvulaceae. The record is from the annotation of a GenBank genome assembly.